Molecule: messenger RNA, 4161 nt
Organism: Linum trigynum
Lineage: Eukaryota; Viridiplantae; Streptophyta; Magnoliopsida; Malpighiales; Linaceae
Source: the annotation of a GenBank genome assembly
GACAUUUCCAAAAAAUCGCCUGAAAUCGGUUAUGGUGCCCCUUUGGCCCUUUGGAAUCUGGCAAAAAUUGCCCCAAAAAAUUUCCACCCGAAUCGGUGUUGAAUAGACUUAUUCAUCCUUAAAAAAUACCCUCAGGCUGAAUCCAUGAUCUGCAGCCUUCAAAAUCCAAGGAAAAUUGUCUUUCGGAAAAAUAACCUAAAAAUUACGAAAACGCCCUCCAAAAAAAUUUGACGAAAUUCCUUCCCCAAUCGGCCAUUACUAGACAUCAUCGUUGCUGGAGAGUACAAUAAGCCUGAAUCUGUGAUUUAUCGCCUUUAAAAUCCAACGAAAAUGGCCUUUCCAAAAAAUCGCCCGAAAUCAGUUAUGCACUUUGGAAUCUUGCAAAAAUUGCCCUGGAAUAUUUCCGCCCGAAUCUGUGUUGAAUAGACUUGUUCAUCCCUAAAGAAUACCCUCAGGCUGAAUCCGUGAUCUGCAGCCUUCAAAAUCUUUGGAAUAUGGCCUUCCGAAAAAAAAUUGCUUAAAAAUUACGAAAAUGCCCUUCUAUAAAAUUCGACCAAAUUCCCGCCCCAAUCGGCCAUUACUAGACAUCAUCGUUGCUGGAGAGUACAAUAAGCCCGAAUCUGUGAUUUAUCGCCUUUAAAAUCCAACGAAAAUGGUCUUUCCAAAAAAUCGCCCGAAAUCAGUUAUGGUACCACUUUGGAAUCUUGCAAAAAUUUCCCUGGAAAUUUUCCGCCCGAAUCUGUGUUGAAUAGACUUGUUCAUCCCUAAAGAAUACCUUCAGGCUGAAUCCGUGAUCUGUAGCCUUCAAAAUCUAUGGAAAAUGGCCUUCCAAAAAAAAUCGCCUAAAAAUUAUGAAAAUGCCCUCUUAAAAAUUCAUUCAAAUUCCCGCCCCAAUCAGCCAUUGCUAGACUUCAUCGUUGGUGGAGAGUACCCUAAGCCCGAAUCUGUGAUUUAUCGCCUUCAAAAUCCAAGGAAAUUUGUCUUUCCAAAAAAUCGCCCGAAAUCGGUGAUGGUACCCCUUUGGAAUCUGGCAAAAAUUGCCCCGGAGAUUUUCUUCCUGAGUCGGUGUUGAAUAGACUUAUUGAUCCCUAAAGAAUACCCUCAGAUUGAAUCCGUGAUCUGCAGCCUUCAAAAUCUAUGGAAAAUGGCCUUCCAAAAAAAUCGCCUAAAAAUUACGAAAAUGCCCUUCCGAAAAAUUCGACCAAAUUCUCGCCCCAAUCGGCCAUUGCUAGACUUCAUCGUUGGUGGAGAGUACCCUAAGCCUGAAUAUGUGAUUUAUCGCCUUCAAAAUCCAAGGAAAAUGGCCUUUCCAAAAAAUCGCCCGAAAUCGGUGAUGGUACCCCUUUGGAAUCUGGCAACGGAAAUUUUCCGCCCGAAACGGUGUUGAAUAGACUUAUUCAUCCCUAAAGAAUACCCUCACGUUGAAUCUAUGAUCUGCAAUCUUCAAAAUCUAUGGUAAAUGGUCUUCCGAAAAAAUCGCCUAAAAUGCUAUUAAUUCAAUUGCCUAGUCAAAAAGUUUGUGAGUGGAUUCUAGAGAAUGGUCCGUGGUUUUGGUUCAAUAAUUUGCUUUAUCUUCGACCUUGGGUGCCUGGUAUUAGUUUUGAGGAUCUGGGAAGGAAAGCUCUGCCGAUUUGGGUAAAUUUGGCGAAUGUUCCCUUGGAGUACAAUGAUUUCCAGGGGCUAAGCAGAUUAGCGAGUUGGAUUGGGGUGCCACAGGGAAUGGAUCAUACUACUUGAAUGGGGGACAAACAUGGUUUUGCAAAAGUACUGGUGGAGCUUACAGUAGAUAGCGAAUGUCCUGAUCAUGUUCUUCUGUGGCUAGAUGAUGAUUCAUCCAUUCGAAUUGGGGUCACUUACUGUAAUCUACCUCCAGUCUGCCAGGUUUGUCAUCUAUUUGGGAUCACUAGAUCAUGUGCUGAACACCAAGGCAAGAAAUGGGUGGCUAAACCAGUACAGAUGGAGCAGGUAGUAAGUACUGAUCUGAGAUGGGAUGUUAUGGUUGAAGAGGUGAUUCAGGAAGCAGUUGUUGAUUUUCAAGGUGCUAGUGAGAAGGGUAAAGAGGUGGUGGUAUAUGAUGAUCCACAGCUGAUGGCCAUAUUUACUAGUUCUGCAUCGAUGGGGGGAGGUCAGAUUGUCCCACAGAAUUUAGAGAAGUCAUUUCAAGAGGUGGCCACUUCUUCUUCUCCUAAGCUGCCCUCUGAGGAUGAAUUUCAGAGAGUAGUAAAUGGGGCUAGACCUCGUGUCUGGCUCUCACAGGACAGUUCAAAGGGUAAUCAGGUUUCACACUCAUCUUUCAGUGUGCUGGGAAAGCUUGGUGAUAAGGAAGCAAGCAAGGUCCAAGAUGCUCCACGAAAAAAGGAAGUAAAGAAGGAUGUGAAGAAGGGUGGGGGGAAACCCCCAACUUCGAAAUGAUUGUUCUAUUAUGGAAUGUAAGGGGGUUUAAUAAAACCUCCAAACAAAGGGACUUGUUGCAAGUCCUGCGUAGGAAUAAGGUUGAUGUGGUUGCAGUUCUAGAGACUAGGGUACAAGCUACUAAAGCUGAGGAGGUAGUGGAGGAGGUAUUUGCUGGAUGGGAGAAAUGUUUAAAUUGCUUUGACUCAAAGUUAGGUCGUGUCUGGCUGUUUUGGGAUCCUGCAAUUAAGCUUCGGAUUCUUAAACCAAUGAAGUAUUUUAUACACUGUUUGGUGGAGGAUUUAAAUAGAGCUAGUUUCUUUCUUACUACUGUUUAUGCUUCUAAUGAUGAGGUGGAGAGGCAGAGCACUUACAAGGAAAUUGCUCAAUUAAAAGUAGUUGGUCAUCCUUGGAUUGUGGGGGAGGGGGGGUGAUUUUAACACUAUUCGAAUUCCACAAGAGACUUCUAAUCAGCGGUCAUCUACUCAGAGCAUGAAUGAUUUUAAUCACUGGAUCGGGGAGAUGGAAUUGGUGGGUUAUCGAACUACUGGGGCCGCAAUUCACAUGGACUAACAGGCAGGCUAAUCACCCUAUUGCUAGGAGGUUAGACCGAGGUCUGGUUAAUCUUUGAUUGGAUUGAGCAUUUCAAGGACUGUACUAUGGAAGCUCUUCCUUCAUAGUUUUCUGAUCAUUGUGGAAUACAAGUUUGUACAGUUGCACCAGUAAAAUCCCUAACUAAGCCAUUUCGAUAUUUCGAGUUUUGGGCAGAUCAUCCGAGUUUCUUGGAUAUAGUAGCAGAAGCUUGGGGUAGUGAUGCACUUGGGAAUCCCCUGCAGGUCCUACAGGGUAAGCUGUCUAAAGUUAAGCAAGCUUUAAAGAAGUUUAACAAGGAGAUAUAUGGUAACUUACAGGAUAAGGUUAAAGAGGUUGAGGUUGAGUUGGUGAAAGUUCAAGCCAGAGCUUACUCGGAUCCUACCACAGAGCAUUUGAGGCUGUUACACUUGCGAAGGACCAAUAUGAUCAUAUCUCACGGGCAUAUGAAAGUUUUGUCUGGCAGAAAUCCAGGGUGUCUUGGUUAUCAGUUGGAGACCAGAGUUCACACUUCUUUCAUCAGGCUGUCAAGAUCCGCAACUCAAAAAGAGCUAUUAGGAAGUUGGAUAAGGAGUCAGGAGAGGAGAUUUUUCAAUCUGAUCAGAUUGUUGAGGAAGUCGUUUGUUUUUAUAAAAAGUUACUGGGGGAAUCAAAUUUGGAGAUAAAACCUGAAAAGGAGGAGAUAGCUCAAAUGAUUCGUCAUCACAUUCCAACCUCUGAGUGUGAGAAUCUUAUCAAAGACAUCACAGCAGAGGAGGUCUGGAGAGUGGUCUUUAGCAUGAACCCACAGAAUGCUCUAGGCCCAGAUGGUUUUUCUGCUGGCUUCUAUAAGAGAGCAUGGCCAAUUAUAGGAGAUGAUGUGACUAGAGGGGUUAUCUACUUCUUUCAAACAGGUAAUCUUCCUAGUGGAGUAAAUGCUACUACUGUUUCCUUGGUUCCUAAAGUUUUGAAUGCUGACACCUUGAAGAAUUUUAGACCCAUUUCAUGUGUACAUCUUUUAUACAAAAUAAUGGCUAAGAUUCUUGCUCGGAGGAUUAGUGAGGUUAUGCCUCUGAUUAUUAGUAAUAAUCAGUAAGCUUUUGUUAAGGGGAGAAGCAUCAUUGCUGGCUCAGGAGUUGGUUAGUGGAUAUAACAGAAGUACAUUAUCCUCUAGAUGUGCAAUAAAAAUAGAAAUCAUGA